AGUCUUAAUCGAGAUCGCAAGCGCAGAAGCGGCCCGUUUCCAUAGCGCUAAUGCAAAUAGAAUAAAAAUGUUCCCAUUACGACGCGUUGUUGGCAACAAGAUUUUAGAACAAUGGAGGUCCCAGGCAACGGCUGCCGUUGGAGCAAAGACUCAGAUGAAAGCAUACAGCACAGAAGUUACCCCACGACCUUUGACCAUGCUGACAGAAGAUGAACUCGCCAUGAGGGAAACAAUACGGAAACUAGCGACCGAACAAAUAAGUCCGCUUGUGAAGAAAAUGGAAGAUGAACACCGCAUCGAUGAUGGUAUCCGACAGAUGUUGUUUGAUAAUGGGUUGAUGGGCAUCGAAACUCCGGUAGAAUACAGCGGUUCCGGCUGCAAUUUCCUGACAAUGAUGUUGGUGGUGGAAGAACUGUCUCGAGUGGACCCAGCCGUGGCCGCCUACGUCGACAUUCACAACACCUUAGUCAACUCUCUGUUCAUGAAGCUAGGUACAGAAGAACAAAAAAAGAAAUAUUUAACGAAACUCUGCACGGAAUAUGCUGGCAGUUUCUGUCUCACAGAGCCCAGCUCAGGAUCAGAUGCUUUUGCCUUGAAAACUGUUGCCAAAAAAGAAGGAGAACAUUACAUCAUUAGCGGCUCUAAAAUGUGGAUCUCGAACUCUGAUGUCGCUGGAGUCUUUCUAGUGAUGACCAAUGCUGAUCCUUCCAAGGGUUACAAGGGCAUCACCUGCUUUAUCGUUGAACGUGAAACCCCGGGCCUCAGUGUUGCCAAGCCUGAAAACAAAUUAGGCAUCAGAGCUUCGGGCACAUGCAUGGUACAUUUCGACAAUGUGAAGGUGCACGAAUCGAGUAUCCUUGGAGAAUAUGGCAAAGGGUACAAGUACGCGGCUGGUUUCUUGAACGAAGGUCGGAUUGGUAUCGCGGCUCAGAUGAUCGGUCUGUGUCAGGGCUGUAUGGACGCAACGAUUCCUUACACACUAGAAAGGAAACAAUUCGGAAAGAAGAUUUACGAGUUUCAGGGCAUCAGCUACCAAAUCGCACACCUGCAGACACAGUUGGAAGCCGCCCGUCUUCUAACAUACAACGCCGCUAGACUGAAAGAACACGGCCACGAGUUUGUUAAAGAAGCCGCGAUGGCUAAAUAUUUUGCUUCAGAAAUCGCACAAACGUUAACUUCAAAAUGCAUAGACUUUAUGGGAGGCGUUGGUUUCACGAGAGAUUUUCCGCAAGAAAAAUUCUAUAGGGACGCUAAAAUUGGUACAAUUUACGAGGGUACCAGCAACAUGCAGUUACAAACGAUUGCCAAAUUAUUAGAAAGGGAAUACACACAAUAAGCGCUUUUGCUCCAAAUGACUUAUGAUUUAUUUUCCUUAGUUUUAAGGCGUAUAAACAUUUAGGUCACUUAAUAUUAUAGAAUAUGUUUCCUAUGCUUUAUUUUAAACAAAUACAUAGGACAUAUUACCCUGGAUUUAUUGUCCAAAUGUGUAAAAAACAACCAUGUGGAAAUUCGAGAAUUUAUUAAAUGCUAUAAACUA
This is a messenger RNA of Bombyx mori (domestic silkworm), 1537 nucleotides long. It is a transcript of the gene Acade, whose product is annotated as acyl-coenzyme A dehydrogenase. Gene Ontology annotation, molecular function: acyl-CoA dehydrogenase activity; flavin adenine dinucleotide binding. Gene Ontology annotation, cellular component: mitochondrion. The record is from RefSeq and is marked provisional. Lineage: Eukaryota; Metazoa; Arthropoda; Insecta; Lepidoptera; Bombycidae.